GGGUUAAGUUAACGGAUAUUUUGGAUUGUGAAAAGUUGCAUAUUGCAGGCAUAGCAUUUGUACUCAAGUUACACGUGUUUGAAUAUUUUUUUUAAUAAUGGAAAUGAAAAAAUCGCGGAAACGAAAACGUGAAACUGUUGUCAUCGAACCUGAACGACCCCCUUCAGUGAGACAGUCGGAAGAACCAAUAGAGAAAAAGAAAAAAUGGAUAAACAAACAGAGAGUGUUAAUAUUUGCAUCUAGAGGAAUAAACCACAGAGAUAGACAUCUCAUGGAAGAUUUGAAGAAACUGAUGCCACAUCAUAAACCAGAAUCAAAAAUGGAGCGAUCCAAAACUUUAUCUGUUAUAAAUGAAAUGUGUGAAAUGAAAAACUGUAACAAAGCCAUUUUGUUUGAAGGUCGAAAGAAAAAAGAUUUAUACAUGUGGAUGUCGAACGUACCAAAUGGUCCCAGCGUUAAAUUCUUAGUUGAAAAUAUUUAUACAAUGGAAGAACUAAAAUUAACUGGAAAUUGUCUAAGGGGGUCUAGACCUAUACUCAGUUUUGAUCCAGUUUUUAAUGAAAAACCUCAUUAUUCUCUGCUAAAGGAAUUGUUCACCCAAAUAUUUGGAGUACCAAAUCACCACCCAAAGAGUCAACCGUUUUUUGACCACGUUUAUACUUUUUCUGUAUUGGACAACAGAAUUUGGUUCAGAAAUUAUCAAAUACUUUCUGAAGAUGGUGCUCUUUCAGAAGUUGGCCCAAGAUUUGUGCUCAACCCAGUAAAAAUUUUUUCUGGUAGUUUUGGUGGUGUAGCCUUAUGGGAAAAUCCUAAUUAUGUAAGCCCAUCUAAGUAUCAACUACAACUUCGAUUAGCAGCCAAAAACAAGUAUGUUAAUCGAGUAGAACAGAAACUUCAUGCAGAAGCCACAAGACCUAAAGACAGCUAUAAGCUUACUCCAUUAGAUGAUAUUUUCAAAUGAAAUAAUUUAUUUCAAUUCACAAAUCAAAACUAUAAAUUUGAGUUAUGGAGAAACUAUCCAUAAAAUAAUGUUUCUGUUAAUGCAAAGUCAAACAGAAUAUUUUCCUUCAUUACAGACUUUGUCAAUUCUAUUACUGUAAGUUCAAAAUUAUUACAUUGAAUGCAGGUUUGUUAAUUCUUAGGUGUAUAUAAUUUUAUAGAAAUGAGUGGUCGGUUGUGAAAUAAAAACUAUAACUUGAGAA
Leptinotarsa decemlineata (Colorado potato beetle) is the source of this 1202-nucleotide messenger RNA. Its product is annotated as ribosome biogenesis protein BRX1 homolog. Gene Ontology annotation, molecular function: rRNA binding. Gene Ontology annotation, biological process: rRNA processing; ribosomal large subunit assembly. Gene Ontology annotation, cellular component: nucleolus. The record is from RefSeq and is a predicted model, not a curated record. Lineage: Eukaryota; Metazoa; Arthropoda; Insecta; Coleoptera; Chrysomelidae.